Molecule: messenger RNA, 363 nt
Organism: Hylaeus volcanicus
Lineage: Eukaryota; Metazoa; Arthropoda; Insecta; Hymenoptera; Colletidae
Source: RefSeq, a predicted model, not a curated record
AUGGACAUAUUUGUAAUCAUACGAUUCGAACGUUUUGCGCAUGUAAAUUAUGUCUUCGUUAAAAACAGGACCUGCCUAGGAAGAGAAUGAACGGGUCGACAGGUAAAGGUGCAAGACUUUGUCUCGCGCGCCAUCAUGCGUUCAAAACCACCGCUUAACAGAGAUAAUUAUCUAGCGAACCAUCUCGUGCAGAGAAGUGUUGCCUUCCAUAGUAGAGAAGAUGAUACAAUUAUUUGCAGACUGUCGUCCUACGCGGGAAAGGAACCAACUUUUCAUUGGCCGUGUCUCGCAGCUGUUCACCGCUUGCGAUAACGUGGGCGACGCGGUCUCACUCAACGAAAACUUUAUAUUUUCGAAAGGUGA